Messenger RNA from Hibiscus syriacus, 3423 nucleotides. Its product is annotated as serine-rich adhesin for platelets-like. The transcript has 4 exons. Lineage: Eukaryota; Viridiplantae; Streptophyta; Magnoliopsida; Malvales; Malvaceae. The record is from RefSeq and is a predicted model, not a curated record. Bases 1 to 3423 code for a protein of 1140 amino acids.
AUGAUUUUAAAGCAUGUCUUUGAGGCGUUAUCUAUUGCUUUCUACUUAUCAUUAUCAUUCCCCUGCGCACAUUUCCAUGAUGUGAACCCGAUUCCGGGCAUCCCUGAUCCACCUCCUAUAAAGUUGGAUUCCGGUUCCUUUUCGCAUUCUGGUUCUAUCUCGCAUUCAAGUUCUGAUGCAGCUUCCCAUUCAUUUUCGGGCUCGCAAUCACUUUCGGCAAAACAUGACGAUGACAAGGGCUCUUCUUCUUCUGUAUCACAUUCAAGCUCAGUUUCUGGUGCAUCCUCACAUUCUAAUUCAGAUUCGCAUUCUGCUUCUUUUCAUCAUUCUGGUUCUAUUGAAAGUUCUGAUACUCGUGCAAAUUCUGAUGAUUCUAAAGGUUUAGGUUCUGUUGUGACUUCUAAGUCUUCAACAGGUUCCGGGGCUUCCGGUUCCUCUACAAGUUCUGGGAUUUCUAAGGGUUCUACAAGUUCUGGGAUUUCUAAGGGUUCUGGAACUACAACGGAUGUUGAUAACUCUAAAGGUUCCGGUUCUACUGUGACUUCUAACUCUUCAUCAGGUUCCGGGGCUUCCGGUUCCACUACAAGUUCUGGUUCUUCAUCAGGUUAUGGGGUUUUUAAGGGUUCUGACAACUCCUCACAAUCCGAUUCUUCAAAUCAAGGUGGUGUUAUGGGUCAUAGCUCUGCAUCUUUCUCACAUGCAGGUUCAGCUUCUAGCUCAUCCUCACAUUCCAGUUCAGCUUCACAUUCCGCUUCUUUUCAUCAUUCUGGUUCUACUGAAAGUUCUGGUACUACUGCAAAUUCUAAUGAUUCUAAAGGUUCUGGUGAAUCAUCAAUAUCUAGUUCAGCAAAUCAAGGUGGUAUUACGGGUCAUGGCUCUUCAUCUUUCUCACAUUCAAGUUCAGCUUCUAGCUCAUCCUUACAUUCCGGUUCUGGAACUACAACGAAUGUUGAUGAUUCUAAAGGUUCAGGCUCUACUGCAACUUCUAACUCUUCAUCAGGUUCCGGGGCUUCCGGUUCCACUACAAGUUCUGGUUCUUCAUCAGGUUAUGGGGUUUCUAAGGGUUCUGACAAUUCCUCACAAUCCGAUUCUUCAAAUCAAGGUGGUGCUAUGGGUCAUAGCUCUGCAUCUUUCUCCCAUGCAGGUUCAGCUUCUAGCGCAUCCUCCCAUUCCAGUUCAGCUUCACAUUCCGCUUCUUUUCAUCACUCUGGUUCUAUUGAAAGUUAUGGUACUACUGCAAAUUCUAAUGAUUCUAAAGGUUCUGGUGAAUCAUCACAAUUUAGUUCAGCAAAUCAAGGUGGUAUUACGGGUCAUGGCUCUUCAUCUUUCUCACAUUCAAGUUCAGCUUCUAGCACAUCCUUGCAUUCCGGUUCAGAUUCACAUUCUGCUUCUUUUAAUCACUCUGGUUCUAUUAAAGGUUCUGGAACUACAACGGAUGUUGAUAACUCUAAAGGUUCCGGUUCUACUGUGACUUCUAACUCUUCAUCAGGUUCCGGGGCUUCCGGUUCCUCUACAAGUUCGGGUUCUUCACCAGGUUAUGGGGUUUCUAAGGGUUCUGACAAUUCCUCACAAUCUGAUUCUUCAAAUCAAGGAGGUGCUAUGGGUCAUAGCUCUGUAUCUUUCUCACAUGCAGGUUCAGCUUCUAGCGCAUCCUCGCAUUCCAGUUCAGCUUCACAUUCCGCUUCUUUUCAUCAUUCUGGUUCUAUUGAAAGUUCUGGUACUACUGCAAAUUCUAAUGAUUCUAAAGGUUCUGGUGAAUCAUCACAAUCUAGUUCAGCAAAUCAAGGUGGCAUUACGGGUCAAGGCUCUUCAUCUUUCUCACAUUCAAGUUCAGCUUCUAGACCAUCCUCACAUUCCAAUUCAUUUUCACAUUCCGCUUCUUCUAAGGGUUCUGGCUCUUCCACAGAUUCUAACAAGUCUAAGGAAUCUAGUUCUGCUACGACUUAUCACUCUUCAUCAGGUUCUGGGGCUUCAAGUUCUGGUUCUUCAUCAGGUUCUAGCGAUUCUAAGGGUUCUGGCUUGUCUUCACAUUCUGGUUCUACGAGUCACAGUGUUGCUGCAGGUCAUGGUUCUUCAUCUUUCUCACAUUCAAGUGCAGCUUCUGGAUCAUCCUCACAUUCAAGUGCAGCUGCUGGAUCAUCCUCACAUUCCGGUUCAUUUUCACAUUCUACUUCUAAAGGUUCUGGCACUUUCGUAGAUUCGAGCAAAUCUAAGGAUUCUGGUUCUGCUACGACUUAUCACACUGCUUCAAGUUCCUCUUCAAGUUCUGGUUCUUCAUCAGGUUCUAGCGAUUCUAAGGGUUCUGGCUCGUCUUCACAUUCUGGUUCUACGAGUCACAGUGUUGCUGCAGGUCAUGGUUCUUCAUCUUUCUCACAUUCAAGUGCAGCUUCUGGAUCAUCCUCACAUUCAAGUGCAGCUGCUGGAUCAUCCUCACAUUCCGGUUCAUUUUCACAUUCUACUUCUAAAGGUUCUGGCUCUUUCGUAGAUUCGAACAAAUCUAAGGAUUCUGGUUCUGCUACGACUUAUCACUCUUCAUCAGGUUCUGGGGCUUCAAGUUCUGGUUCUUCAUCAGGUUCUAGCGAUUCUAAGGGUUCUGGCUCGUCUUCACAUUCUGGUUCUACGAGUCACAGUGUUGCUGCAGGUCAUGGUUCUUCAUCUUUCUCACAUUCAAGUGCAGCUUCUGGAUCAUCCUCACAUUCAAGUGCAGCUGCCGGUUCAUUUUCACAUUCUACUUCUAAAGGUUCUGGCUCCUUCGUAGAUUCGAACAAAUCUAAGGAUUCUGGUUCUGCUACGACUUAUCACUCUUCAUCAGGUUCUGGGGCUUCAAGUUCCUCUUCAAGUUCUGGUUCUUCAUCAGGUUCUAGAGAUUCUAAGGGUUCUGGCUCGUCUUCACAUUCUGGUUCUACGAGUCACAGUGUUGCUGCAGGUCAUGGUUCUUCAUCUUUCUCACAUUCAAGUGCAGCUUCUGGAUCAUCCUCACAUUCAAGUGCAGCUGCUGGAUCAUCCUCACAUUCCGGUUCAUUUUCACAUUCUACUUCUAAAGGUUCUGGCACUUUCGUAGAUUCGAACAAAUCUAAGGAUUCUGGUUCUGCUACGACUUCUCACUCUUCAUCAGGUUCUGGGGCUUCAAGUUCUGGUUCUUCAUCAGGUUCUAGCGAUUCUAAGGGUUCUGGCUCGUCUUCACAUUCUGGUUCUACGAGUCACAGUGUUGCUGCAGGUCAUGGUUCUUCAUCUUUCUCACAUUCAAGUGCAGCUUCUGGAUCAUCCUCACAUUCAAGUGCAGCUGCUGGAUCAUCCUCACAUUCCGGUUCAUUUUCACAUUCUACUUCUAAAGGUUCUGGCUCUUUCGUAGAUUCGAACAAAUCUAAGGAUUCUGGUUCUGCUACGACUGCUCACUCUUCAUCAGGUUCUGGGCGAUUCUAA